UCACAAUCACAAAGCAAAUAUUGAUCAAAUGCAUGUUUUCCCAUGAGGACUAAUUUCUCUACACCUCAACUUUUUUCAGCUAAAUAGUACUUCUUGAGGCUUGGGAGGGCCACAACCUACUCUUCCACACACAACAAUACCAUCACCAUUCAUCACAAACCUCUUUUGUUUCCCUCCUUCUUGGCCUUUUUCUCUUUCAAAACGAUUCUUUAGAGUCCAUUCCUAUACAUAUUUGACUUCAAAAACACACCAAGACUAGUUGUUUUGGAAAAUGGAGAUGAAGUUUAGUCCAAAUGAUCUUCACUUAGCCUCCUCUAACAUGAAGAGGGGUAACCAGAAAGACCAACACGACGAGCUGGAAACUUCACAACAUGAAGAAAAUGAUAUUUCAUCACCUCUCAAUAUGCGUAACUUGUCCAAGAUCAUCCUUCCUCCAUUGGGUGCUUCUAGUUAUAAUCAAAAUCAAAUAAAGUCAAAAGGGCGGAUUAUUUCGCCAAUGGAUUCAAGAUAUAGGAUUUGGGAGGCAUUUAUGGUGCUUUUGGUUGCUUACUCAGCAUGGGUUUACCCAUUUGAGGUUGCAUUUCUCAAUUUCUAUCCCGAGAGAGGACUGUGGAUUGCAGACAAUAUUGUCGAUCUAUUUUUUGGGGUUGAUAUUGUCUUGACAUUUUUCGUUGCAUAUAUUGAUUCAAGAACUCAGCUUCUAGUUCGUGACUCUGGAAAGAUUGCCAAGAGGUAUCUAUCAACAUGGUUCUUGAUGGAUGUGGCAUCAACAGUCCCAUUUGAGUUAGUGGGAUACCUAAUCACAGGCAACAGAGAAAUGGGUCUCUCUUAUUCACUCUUGGGCAUGCUAAGAUUUUGGAGACUCCGACGAGUUAAGCAACUCUUCACCAGGCUUGAGAAGGACAUCAGGUUCAGUUAUUUCUGGGUCCGAUGUGCUAGGCUACUAUCUGUGACACUAUUUACGAUGCACUGUGCUGGGUGUUUCUACUACAAGCUAGCUGACAUGUACCCUCACAAAGGAAAGACAUGGAUUGGAGUUCUGAACCCAAAUUUUAAAGAAACAAGCCUUUGGAUACGAUACAUUUCAGCCAUGUAUUGGUCCAUUACCACCAUGACCACAGUUGGCUAUGGAGACCUCCAUGCACAAAACACUGUGGAAAUGGUCUUUAUUAUUUUCUACAUGCUUUUCAACCUUGGCCUAACAGCUUACAUAAUUGGUAACAUGACAAAUUUAGUGGUUGAAGGAACUCGUCGUACUAUGGAAUUUAGAAAUAGCAUUGAAGCAGCAUCAAAUUUUGGAUGCCGAAAUCGUUUGCCUGCAAAGUUAAAAGUACAAAUACUGGCUUAUAUGUGCUUGAGGUUUAAGGCUGAGAGCCUAAACCAGCAACACCUACUUGGACAGCUACCACAAUCUAUCUGCAAAAACAUUUUCCAGCAUUUAUUUUUGCCUACCGUGGAGAAGGUCUAUCUCUUUAAGGGCAUCUCCAAGGAAAACUUGUUGAACAUGGUUGCCAAAAUGAAAGCUGAGUACAUACCACCUAGAGAGGAUGUUAUAAUGCAAAAUGAAGCACCAGAUGAUGUUUACAUAAUUGUAUCAGGUGAAGUUGAAAUUAUCAAUUGUGAGAAUGACAAAGAAGAAGUGGUUGGGACUUUGCAUUCUGGAGACAUGUUUGGAGAAGUUGGUGCACUUUAUUGUAGACCUCAAAGCCAUACAUAUCGAACCAAGACACUUUCACAACUCUUGAGUCUCAAAACCUCUGCUCUAUUAGAUACAACCCAUACUAAACUAGAAGACUAUAAGAGAAUGUUGAAGAACAUCCUUCAGCAUCAAAAAAAACUAAAGGAUCUAAGUAUUGGAGAUUUGAAUGUGGACAAUGGGGAAGAAGAGGGUGACCCAAACAUGGAUUCCAACUUGUUGACAGUUGCUGAUACAGGCAAUGCUGCUUUUCUAGAUGAGCUUCUCAGGGCAAGGUUUGAUCCUGAUAUUGGAGAUUCUGAAGGAAGAACCCCAUUGCACAUAGCAGCAUCAAAAGGGCAUGAAGAUUGUGUUUUUGUACUCCUUAAGCAUGCAUGCAACGUACAUGUACGAGACAAUAAUGGCAACACUGCAUUAUGGGAUGCUAUAGCAUCGAAGCACAGUUCCAUAUUCCGAAUCCUCUACCAAUAUGCUGCUGUUCGUGAUCCAUACACUGCUGGUGAUCUUUUAUGCACUGCUGCAAAAAGAGAUAAUAUAACAGUGAUGGAGGAACUAUUGAAAGAAGGAAUAAGUGUGGACUCAAAGGAUCUCCAUGGGUACACUGCAAUUCAGAUUGCCAUGGCCAAAAAAAAUGUGGACAUGGUAAAUCUACUUAUGAUGAAUGGUGCAGACAUUAUUGAUGUCAAUUCAUAUGAGUUUCCUUCGACGACUCUAAACGAAAUGCUGCAAAAGAGAGAGGUUGGGCACCGGAUUGUUGUACAUGAUACCAUUCCAAAUGAAGUGCUUUUGGGGAGGCAUGAUGAAGGAGAGCAAAAUUGCAAAUGGAAAAAACCCAGUGGACCUAUUUGUACUCCAAGGGUGAGCAUUUAUAGAGGCAAUCCAGUUGUGAGGAGAGAAACUUGUUGCAUGGAAUCUGGGAGGUUAAUUAAGUUGCCAGAUUCACUAGAGCAGCUCAAGACCAUUGCAGGUCAAAAGUUUGGGUUUGAUGCAAGAAAUGCUUUGGUAAUGGAUGGAGAAGGAGCAGAAAUCGAUUCUAUUGAAGUGAUUAGAGAUAAUGAUAAACUUUUCAUAGUUGAAGAUUCAAAUUCCCCAAUGUAAUCAGAAUUUUUAAGCACUAAUAAUGUAGAUUAGUUUACAAAUGCUUGUCAAGAAUAUUCCAUCAUUCACUUCCAGAAAGAAAGCUCUUUCUUGAAGAAACGUGUAUAUUUUGGUGGAAUCACAUAGUCAAUGGAAACAUCUUUUGCUUUCCUUUUUUUUA
This is a messenger RNA of Quercus robur (English oak), 2954 nucleotides long. Its product is annotated as potassium channel AKT2/3. The transcript has 11 exons. Gene Ontology annotation, cellular component: membrane. NCBI's taxonomy places the organism in Eukaryota, Viridiplantae, Streptophyta, Magnoliopsida, Fagales, Fagaceae. The record is from RefSeq and is a predicted model, not a curated record. Gene Ontology annotation, biological process: potassium ion transport; transmembrane transport. The coding region runs from base 272 to 2794 and encodes 840 amino acids. Gene Ontology annotation, molecular function: protein binding; voltage-gated potassium channel activity.